Arctia plantaginis is the source of this 567-nucleotide messenger RNA. The record is from the annotation of a GenBank genome assembly. Lineage: Eukaryota; Metazoa; Arthropoda; Insecta; Lepidoptera; Erebidae.
AUGGUACAGUGCAAGAAGUGUAAAUUGUUCUUGUCGAUCAAUAAAGACGAUGUGAUAAGGUGCAAAGGUGAAUGCAAUUCAGUUUUCCAUAGAAAGUGUGUAAAAAAUAUGAAGCAGUUUUUACAAAAAGAAUGCUGCGAAGAAUGUUCAAAGAGUGCUUUAGCUGUUUUGUCACCGAAAAUAACGGAACAAGAGGAAGACUACCGUGAGCACACCGCUAGACCCCUUGAAUGUCCGACCGCUAUGGAAGAUCUGUUGAGAGAAGUUAACAAAAAGUUGGAAAUAGUGCAUAAGAUGGAUAAAGAUUUAGAAGAUAUAAAGAAUUCAGUGAGCUUUUAUGCUGAGAAGUAUCAGGAAAUGGUUGAAUUUAAACAACAAGCAGAGAAAAAAAUGAAAAGCAUGGAGCAACAACAGCCCUCCUCAGUCGGUCCACCCUGGCCCCCGUGGUCUUUGUGUUCAGGGUGUCCUGAUCUGGUCAAUUACGUGCUCCCCGGUGUGCUUUGGGUCCGUGGACGAGAUUAUGAGGGUGUGAUUCGGCUUCGGUGGGGGAGUACGUCGACUUCCUGA